AUGUCCUCUCAGUAUUGCCCGGAGGAUUGCUCAGAGCAGCUUUCCUGGCUUGUGUGGAACACAAGCAUUAAAAUCACGAUGAAUGGUCAUAUUUCCAAUCAUCCCAGUGGUUUUGGAAUGAAUCCAUCUCAAAUGAAUGGCUACGGAUCAUCAGCCACCUUUUCCAUGGACAGAGAUCACAGCUCACGAACAAGUGCAAAGGCUCUCUAUGAACAAAGGAAGAAUUAUGCACGGGACAGUGUCAGUAGCGUGUCAGAUAUAUCCCAAUACCGAGUUGAGCACUUGACCACCUUUGUUCUGGAUCGGAAAGAUGCUAUGAUAACUGUUGAUGAUGGAAUAAGGAAGCUGAAAUUGCUCGAUGCCAAGGGCAAAGUAUGGACUCAAGAUAUGAUUCUUCAGGUGGAUGAGAAAGCUGUGAGCCUGAUUGAUUUAGAAUCAAAGAAUGAAUUGGAGAAUUUUCCUUUGAACACCAUUCAGCAUUGCCAAGCUGUGAUGCACUCCUGUAGCUAUGAUUCGAUUCUUGCCCUGGUGUGCAAAGAGCCAACCCAGAGCAAGCCAGACCUUCAUCUUUUCCAGUGCGAUGAGAUUAAGGCAAACCUAAUUAGUGAAGAUAUUGAGAGUGCAAUCAGUGACAGUAAAGGCGGAAAGCAGAAGAGGCGGCUUGAUGUCUUGAGGAUGAUUUCCAAAGCAGAUCCUGGUAUACCACCUCCACCCAAAGCUCCUGCCCCCGUCCCCCCUGGCACUGUGACCCAGGUGGACGUUAGGAGUCGAGUGGCAGCCUGGUCCGCAUUGGCAGCUGAUCAAGGAGACUUUGAGAAACAGAGAAAUUAUUACCAGCAGGAAGAAACACCUGAGAUGAUGGCAGCCCGCAUUGACAGAGAUGUGCAAAUCUUAAACCACAUUUUGGAUGACAUUGAAUUUUUUAUCACAAAACUCCAAAAAGCAGCUGAAGCAUUUACUGAACUUUCUAAAAGGAAGAAAGCUAAGAAAGGCAAAAAGAAAGGACCAGGAGAGGGUGUUUUAACACUGCGGGCAAAACCUCCACCUCCUGAUGCAUUUGUGGACUGUUUCCAAAAGUUUAAACAUGGAUUUAACCUUCUGGCCAAAUUGAAAUCUCACAUCCAGAAUCCUAGUGCUGCAGAUUUGGUUCAUUUUUUAUUUACUCCAUUAAAUAUGGUGGUGCAGGCAACAGGAGGUCCUGAGCUGGCCGGUUCAGUGCUCAGCCCCCUACUGACGAAGGACACCAUCGAUUUCUUAAAUUACACGGUCAGUGCUGAUGAGAGGCAGCUGUGGAUGUCACUGGGAGACUCUUGGAUGAAAACCAGAGCAGAGUGGCCAAAAGAACAGUUUAUUCCACCAUACGUCCCUCGGUUCCGCAGUGGUUGGGAGCCCCCGAUGCUGAACUUCAUGGGAUCAUCCGUGGAGCCAGAUCUCUUUCAACUGAAUGAGUCUGUGGCAAACGCAGCAGAACAUCAUCGCAAGCAAGAAACAAAGAGAUUAUCCACAGAGCACUCCAGUGCAUCAGAGUAUCCUUCAGCUGAUGGGUACACGGCAUUCAAUAAUAUUUAUGGAAGAGGGCCCCAUUCGGACCAGGGGGAGGCUGCUAUUGCUUUUAAGCCAACUCCUCUUCGCCACGUAGAUAGAAAUUAUGAUCUACAACCCAAGAAAUAUGCCAAAUCCAAGUAUGACUUUGUGGCAAGGAACAACAGUGAGCUCUCCGUUCAAAAGGAUGAUAUCUUAGAGAUCCUUGAUGAUAGGAAGCAAUGGUGGAAAGUUCGAAAUGCAAGUGGAGACUCUGGAUUUGUGCCAAAUAACAUUUUGGAUAUCGUGAGACCUCCAGAGUCUGGAUUAGGGCGUGCUGAUCCACCUUACACGCAUACCAUACAGAAACAAAGGAUGGAGUAUGGCCCAAGAGCAACCGACGUUCCUUCUGCGCCAUCACCUCCUCCAGCACCAGCUCCUGUCACUGUCCCCCUCCCACCUUCCGUUCCAGCUCCUAUUCCGGCGUCAAAGAUCCCGGCGAACAUAGCCCGUCAGAGCAGCAGCUCCAGCGACAGUGGUGGCAGUAUUGUGCGAGACAGCCAGCGACAGAAACAAGUUCCUGUGGACCGGAGGAAAUCUCAGAUGGAGGAAGUGCAGGAUGAACUUAUCCACAGACUGACCAUUGGUCGGAGCGCCGCCCAGAAGAAGUUCCAUGUGCCACGGCAGAAUGUGCCAGUUGUCAAUAUCACUUAUGACUCCACCCCAGAGGAGGUGAAGACCUGGUUGCAGUCAAAGGGCUUCAACCCUGUGACUGUUAAUAGUCUUGGAGUAUUAAAUGGUGCACAACUUUUCUCUCUCAAUAAAGAUGAACUGAGAACCGUCUGCCCAGAAGGGGCCAGAGUCUUUAGCCAAAUCACUGUUCAGAAAGCUGCAUUAGAGGAUAACAGCGGCAGCUCUGAGUUGCAAGAAAUCAUGCGAAGACGACAGGAAAAAAUCAGUGCUGCUGCAAGCGACUCAGGAGUGGAGUCUUUUGAUGAGGGAAGCAUCACUAAUUAG
Rangifer tarandus platyrhynchus (Svalbard reindeer) is the source of this 2538-nucleotide messenger RNA. The record is from the annotation of a GenBank genome assembly. NCBI's taxonomy places the organism in Eukaryota, Metazoa, Chordata, Mammalia, Artiodactyla, Cervidae.